Messenger RNA from Toxoplasma gondii ME49, 4094 nucleotides. RefSeq lists its product as hypothetical. Bases 1551 to 3134 code for a protein of 527 amino acids. The transcript is spliced from 5 exons. The record is from RefSeq and is a predicted model, not a curated record. NCBI's taxonomy places the organism in Eukaryota, Apicomplexa, Conoidasida, Eucoccidiorida, Sarcocystidae.
GGGCUGAGUCAGAAGAAGGGGAGGAACAGUCAAGCAAAGCAGGACGGUAUUGGCACAGACACAGACGUCGAAAGACCACAGUUUUCCGGUCCUCCUUGCACACCAAAGGGUUCCAGUGGAGUGCUUCGGCGACAGCGAAAGUGGGGAACAUUUCAGCGUCCCGAGACUUCAAUGUAGUUCUAAAUUGCGGCUGAAGCAACGAAGGAAGCACCGACCUGGUGUUGCGCGGAACCGACAAGAAACUCCCAUAGGGGUCCUCGAUACUUUCCACUGGAUUAAGCCCCUUAGAGCGGUUCGGAGAGAAUCGCAAACCGAGUCUAUCGUUGUGGUCAUGCGUGCGAACGGAAACAAGCGAUUGUGUUGCAAAGGUUGGGGACUCAGUGGACGUUCAGCUCGUCGUCACCGAGCCUGUUCGUGCAGCCGUGAGGGAAAUUCUGGUCGCUCUGCUGCGAAAACUUCUCCGAGAUUCGACUGCUUCGUCCAGACAGACGAAGGCAAGUCCGGAGCUCUUCAAAGGAUGAGGCGACUCUUGAAGAAAUGGCAAGACGUCGAGAGCGGUGUCGCUGCGGAAACGGGGAAGAAACGUGCCGCCGCUCUCAACCCCAGGGGGGGGCCUUGCGUCAGACGGCUCCUCAAGAAGACAAAGGCGAGAAAGAGUCGCCCACGCCACACCUCAAAGGAGUUAUUCCGUUUCUUCGUGAAAAAACGCGGAGGCUUCUGAAAAGCGACAAGGUCUCUUAGGUAGAACUUCUGCGACUUUUUUCCUGUACGUUGAGAGACACCGUGGCACACCCGCGUGGGGUUCGAGAGACCCCGUGCGCUUGUCACGACUUUGGGCGUCCUGUUCUGAACGUUUCUCUGCAUAAAUGCCUGGUUUCCUUCUUCGUUGUUGUUCUUCCCUGGGUUGCCAGUCUCUUCGCGAGUCUUUCUCGUCCUGUGCGGCACAAGAAAUCCCUUUAUCGAGGAAGUGUGGCUGCCUGUCGCCCCUCUCGAGUCCGCUUCGCCGCGUUUCUGUGAAUGAGUGAGUCCGCGUUUCGCUGUUUCCCACGGAAAGAAGUGUUGAGAAAUUGACUGGUGUCUCGCGGGCCUCCUGUCUUCUUCGUGGAGUUCUCAUCUUCUAACGCGAGCGGAACUUCUCCAAAACCUGCAGGUCUCUCGACGCGGAUGCUUGCCACACCGUGAGUUGUCCCGAGCUGUAUUGACAGCCGAGCGCUCAGCUGACUGCGGAAGCCUCUAGGAAUGCGUCUGUUUGUUGAAGUUCCACGAUAUUGAAGCGCGUCUCUCUGGGCUUCUUGAGCAUCUCUGCUCCCAAAGUCUGGGCCUCCAAGACUCUUCAGAACACGCCUCACGAGCGGAGUUGGCCUCGCUUGUGAUCUCGAGAGGAGACACGGACUUCGAGAGUCUCGUUUUCUUCUCUUUUUCUCCUUUCCUCACAAAAGAGAGCGGGGUUCCCGUGAUGAAAGCUGUAGAAAAAGCUCCGAAGGACUCGCAUUUCGCGUGUCGCCUUUCUCAAAGUUCGAAGGUCCCCAACACAGGAGGUCCGGGGCACCAUGGCGCCUAGACGGACUUCCCAGGAGGGGAGAGGAGGCGCAAAACCAUCAGAUUCGCCGCGGAAAAGAGGCAGGAGAGAAAGGAAGAAGAAAGGGGAGUGCGAGAGUGCACCAAAAUGGAAGUCGUAUCCUCUGUCUGCUCUGUGUCCGGGUCGGCGUCCGAGACCUGUUUCAGUUUUCAGAGGCUCUCUGGGGCCGCCUCCCCAAGUGGGAUCCGCGGUUAACUCGUCUUCUGCUUUUGAUGCUCCGGUGUUCGUUGUAGGGCUCUUACCAGGUUCACCUUCUUCCUCUUCUUCUCGGUUCUCCCCUCCUUCUCUUUCUUUCUCCCCCCUUUCGUCUUCUCUUUCCCCAACUUCUUCCACUUGUUGGGGUUCUUCGUUUGUGCCACCUGAAGAGUCCGCGUCGCGUUGUUUUCUUUUCUCCUCCAACUGUCGAUCUGUCGACUGUCUGUCCCCGCGGCGUUUCUUCCCUCGUCUCUCGUCUCACGCCCUCUCCGCGUUGUUUCUCGUUUUCUCUCUGCUUCUCCCGCGCCUGCAGUUUCCUCGCCUGUCUCCUGACAGCAGGUCGUGCAGAGACGAGGCGGAGAGACGUCCGCCCUCUUCGCAAGUUUUCUCCUCCGAUGCCGUUGCCUCCUUUUCUCAAAGUUGCGGCGUCCCCGGUAGCGUCGCGUCUUCUCCCCUCUGGAUCUUUGCCGCUGCGGACUUCCAGCCUCUCGCUGGGAAGUCCGAACUGGAUUUCCAGUCUUCUCCACACACCCAAGAGUCGGAGAGAGACCCGACGCCGCUGUCUGCACUCCCUGCAGCGGGGAAGGCGGCGCGCCUUGCCGAGAGCGACCGGAACGACGAAGCUCGGCAAAGGGAGAGUUCCGUCUCGGUGUAUGCAGAGCGGGUCUCUGCUGGGGGAGAAGAUGCCCAGCAACGUUUGCAGCGCAGAGGCGACGAAAGAUCCGUGAUGCUACAGACAACAGUGCACCUGAGAGACGAAGAGAUCCCGCGCAAACCGGCAGAUGCCUGGGCGCGUUCGUGUCCAAAGAACCCACACUCCUCUGCCCACAUCCAUUUGCCGACAGAUCGAGUUCUCGGCGUCGAAGACGUUACAGAAAAGUGCCUGCGGUACAUAAACUGGUACCGCCAGCAGGGUCUCACGCAUGCACUUGGCCCACUGGAGGCCGCUACGGCCCUUCAAGCGGAGGCAUCAGCUCUCGCAAGGCGUCUGUCCUCAGCCCACUGUCGAGAGGAUUAUCCUUUUCGUUCUCCACAUCCCCUUGUCCCAGGAACUUUCGACGCGAAUUGGUUCAGCGCCAAAGCUCCAGAUUGUCGGUCUGCAACUCGAACUUGGUUCUCUCAGUUGCGUCACUUCAACGGACGCAGCAGGCACGAAUGCAGAAACUUCGAUUUUCGGGUACGACGUGUGGGCGUCGAUUGUGCAGCGCGAGUCGUCAGCGCCCGACGGGGCCGAGCCCGCCGUGCUGUCUGCUUCUUCGGAGGAGACAGAGUUACCUCUGCACUUUCGUUUGAGGGGAACCACCGAAGAGUUCAUCUGGGGCAACCACAGCGCAAGAGGGUUUCCAGCGUUCGGUUCUGAGUCGACGCCCUCGGUGUCUCAGCAGCCGAGCUCGUUGAGCAAGAGCUUCGGGAGCCCACCGCGUGCUUGGGGGACAUCCCCUGGCGACCAGCGCCCUGGCCUCGCGCAGGUGUGGGGAGAAGACCUUUCGGAGGCGACCCUCAUGGACAUGGCGCGCAGGCGAGACGUCCAGAUCGAUGACAGUGGCGGCGUCGACAAACUUUUCAUGGCGCUCGAGGGUGUCGGCGGGCAGGAGCGGCUGCUGGUGGUGGAGGUGGACGAACUCGGUGAACUGGAGCGAGAAGCCGAGACGGAGACGCCCAGCGCCCAUCCGUCACGCUCAGAGGGACCGAGUGCAGCCGACGGGCCCUGAGCACGCAGCGGGAGGAUGUCGCUUGCAGACUCGCGACACAAAGACCGUUUUUUGGGGGUGAAUACCGUCGGCCAGCUGUUUCGGAGACGCACAGAGCUUCUUUCAGGGAACACAGGCGACCUGCUUCCGCAGUCUGUUGUACAGACUUUCUACAACCGGUUUCGGAUAUUUUUUUGCAGCUGCUUCCCAGUUCGUGCUGUAAUCCAUCUUGCACCUUGUUCUGUGAACCGUUGUGCAGGCUUCGCUGUCAUUCGUUGUCUAUACGCUGUUGCAAUCCGUUUCGGACACUUGGCUCUGGUCCGUUCUGUACACUUCCCACCUCGAACAGGUGUCUAGCUCCUCAGUUGUUGUCCUUUAUAUUUUCGCACUUCCAGGUCGCGUGGUUGGUGCCAGUGGAAGAAGUGUACAGAGUGGAGUCGAAUGACUCGGCAUACUUUGUUUCUUUUUGUGUCAGACUGACGGACUGGUGUGUGCUGGUGCCACGCCAGAAAAGCGCCACGGUUCGUUUGCGUGUUAAUCUGGAACCCGCAGCGGUCCGGCCGGGUCUUACUUCCUGCCUCGUGAAUCAUCAAUGAUCCUAGGGCACUGUCUGCCGCCAAACGGCCCCG